Ascochyta rabiei is the source of this 2346-nucleotide messenger RNA. RefSeq lists its product as uncharacterized. The transcript has 3 exons. The record is from RefSeq and is a predicted model, not a curated record. The coding region runs from base 1 to 2346 and encodes 781 amino acids. Lineage: Eukaryota; Fungi; Ascomycota; Dothideomycetes; Pleosporales; Didymellaceae.
AUGUCUGGCGUUGAGGUUGUCGCGGCUGUCAGCGCAAUCGUCUCAGCCUUCCACGCCGGCUCGGAACUGCUCAAGCACAUCAAGGCCAAGCGCCGCAAAGCCCGUGCCCAGGCUCAACAAGAGUUCGAGGAGAAGCAGUUGCAAGACUCGCUUGUAUCGGGCGAACAGCAGAUAGGCUCCCGAUAUGCGCAGGACAUGAGGGAGAUGGGCGACCUCGUGCGUGUCGGUGACUCCAUUGCUCGAGAUCGCCUCCUACACAUUGCCGUGAUGCUGCAGAUGGAGAUCAUCAAGAGCCUCCAGAUGGCUGCGAAGCACGAGACGGCCAUAUUGAACCUGCAAAUACUGCAUGAGGCAUCCAUCAUGAAUCGCAAAGAUACUUUUGUGACUUUGAAUGAGAUGAAACAGAGACUCAUCAUGACACGGCCCAUGACCCGCCAGAUCGAGGACGACUCCGGUCAGCGAUCCUCGGUUGCGACGCUACCAUCCUCACGGUCAAGCACCUUUGAUUCCUACAACACUGGACACGUACCAGCCGCUGUCACGCUUGGCCCACAAGGAGAGUCCAACGAGUCAAGAUCCGGUCUCGCUCGAUACUUCCAGAUGAAACGCAACAGCAGCACGUCCGCAAAGUCCGCGUCUACUGCAAACACAUCGACGGAGAAGCCUAACAUCAAUUACAGUGCCGCGCUUGAGGAGCUAGUCAGGACCCGAGGUGAAGACCGUGCGACAAUCAUGAGAGACAUUGACGAGAUCAUGGUCUCCUACAAAGGUCUCGAUAUAGGACAAGGGACGCCACAUGAGCCGUGGGGUCAGAACCAGCUCCCCAAAUCCUUUGGACGAAGAGAUACGUGGACCGUAUUGAACGGCGACGGUUCUCCAAGACAAGACACCUUCGCUCAAAAUUGGGAUCCCAUGCAGACCGUCAAUCACACAUUGCCACCAUCGCAAGCUUACCCAGGUCCCAACGCACAGAACCAUGCCAUGUUCAACCAGGACGUCUUCCCUGGUCAUCAGCAGCACCCAUCGUAUGCAGCCCCCAGCCCAUACCCUCACUACCAGACUCAGACAUCCCAUCGAUUCUCGGACUCAUCAACGUCAAGUGCUCCAUUCUCCGAAAGAUCGUGGGAGCGCAACGGCUCGGAUUCCUCGCGCAGCUCGUGCGCCCCAAGCGACCCACGUCUUUCGGUUCAAUCACACCUAUUCAACAAGUCGGCAUGCUCGCCAUCGACUUCUCCGAACGCGACAUUUCAUGAUCACCAUGGCCAGCGGUUAGCGCUUCCCACAUCCUACGCACCAACAGACGAGACGUACACAUCCCCAAUUGCGCCCCUUGCUGUCCCACAAAGAAGUCCAUUGCGUGCGUCCUCGCACAAUGGAGCAUCUGCCAACGCACUAGUAGCUUCUCCCAACACGGCCAGCUCACCUUCGCAAAGUUCGUAUACAACAGACCAACAGCGCAGUACGAGAGUCCCUGAUCCAAUUGCACCCUUCGCCUCGCCGCCGGACUCAGCUGCACCAAAAGAAGAGAACCGAACGGAUCCAAGCCCUUCGCGUCCAAACCUCGUCUCUCCCGAUGUACGCGGCCCUCCAAGCUCGCACAGUAGCUCGAGUGGACACACUGUGGUCUUUGGCGUACCUUCAGCGCCAUGGCACAGAGCUGUGUCUGCCCCUAUCGUCGAUCGUAUUCGACAGCCUUCCAUAGCAUCGACCGAUAGCAGCAGUUCAGGCUCUAUUGGUGUCAUCCCACGACCUCCCGGGGCCAUACUUUCCUCGACCAUACAAAGUCCCAAGCCUGGCCAGGAGCGCAUGAUGGGCGGUCGUCCUUGCAGAGACAACAACUACUGGGGCUUUUGCAAGGGCGCCUGGGAUGUCCGUGAAGACGUCAAGAAAGGCCUAGCCGUCCGCAACAUGCCCUCGGGCAUGUACAAUACCAAGGAGGUCUGGGAGUGCAGACAGUGCAACUUCCGCGGUAACACGUACACUUUCAUGCAUCCCGGCAAGAAGGGCAAGAAAGAGACAGUGGUGGACCCCAACAUACACACGUCCAAGUCAGGCAUCCGCUACCGCUGGAUUUUCCUCGCGAAGAGCCACGUCAAGAAGAAGACGCCCGACAGCGCAAGCGAGGAGUGCAACUACGGCUGCGUCAUCUGCAGCGUCGAGCUGAAGGUCACCAGCAUCUUUGGCAACUUGGAUACGCUCAUGUACCACUUGCUGGAGCAUGUCAGCGACAUGACGCAGACGACCAUGAAGCAGACGAGAUGCAUUGUGGGUCGGACUGCAGGCGCCGAAGAGGACUGGGACAUCAACAUGCCGCUUUUUGCGGAUGUCAGUGAGGUGGAGGGGUGA